Molecule: messenger RNA, 1729 nt
Organism: Biomphalaria glabrata
Lineage: Eukaryota; Metazoa; Mollusca; Gastropoda; Planorbidae
Exons: 4
Coding region: 72-1142 (356 amino acids)
Source: RefSeq, a predicted model, not a curated record
CAGUCGAUCGACUGUAUUGAAAAUUAGAAUUUGUCUCAGUAUUUGGAAGUCUUUAAUUGAGUUAUAUAAAAAUGUCAAAUUUCAUUUUUUGGGGGUUUUGUCUCCUGACAUUAAUCUCUACAUGUCCAGCCUGUCACGACGUAAAAGAUGACAUCCAAGUGUUACUAAGAUGUGAACGAGUCGAUCACUGUAAGACAUCUAUACAGAAACUGAUCCAGUUUACAAAAGCAUAUGAGAUAAACUGGACUUGUCACAUGACCUGUCGGAAAAGCAACUUCACAGCUUAUAAAUCUAAGUUUGAUCACUUCAAAAUGAACAUGACACAACUAAAAAAAUCUGGCCAGAAGAGCUGGCAAAACGAAGUGAAACAAAACGCUAACAAUUAUUCUGAAUUACUGGAGCAAGUGAUUAAAGACAUCAAGUCUGCUUCCGAGCUCUCGGUAAUAACUUUGUUUUCCAGAGAGCCGCUAGACGAAAACAAGUGUGGCAAAGUGACCAGUGUCCAAUCUUUAUAUCAUCACACACACAGAGUAGCCAAAGAGUUUCUUUACGCUUUAGAGUGUUGGGGAAAAAUGUGCAACAAAUGUCACACUCUGAUGUCCGGGAGAACUAAUUCAACCACAAAUAUAACAAAACCAAAGGAUCCUAACAUCCCAGCAAGCAGAGUACAAGGUGCUCAGAGCAACAACACUCGUCAGCUAAGUAAAGGAAUAAACGGUUCUGUUAUCACCAAUACAAGAAAGAAAGUGAAGUCUCAAACUCAUCUUUUGAACGGGACGACAACACAGGGUCAAGGUCACAGAGGUGAAGUCAAAAAAGGGAAUCUGAACAAAAAUGUGGAUGAAGGCAAAAAAAAGAUCCGCCGGAAGUGCGUCACUUCUGCUAAGGGAGCUAAAUGUAAAAAUAAAAAGACAACGAAGGAAACUGUUUCUGUUAGUCCACCACCCGUCGCCAAGACAACACACAAUUCUAAAAUGGAUAAGAAAAAAGAAAAAAGUCGAAAUAAAAAUAAAAAUAAAGAUCAACAAACCAGUGAAACAAAAAGUCCGGCAGAAGAAAAGCCAAAAAAGGAAUUCAAGAAAGGUCAGAAAGGAAGGAAACAAAAGACUGUUGAUCAAUCCUUAAGAAAGUCAAAAGAAUAGAUAUUAUAUUCAUAACAAAGUGUCCAGAGUUUACAUUUGAUAUUGAAAUGCACCCACACACACACACAAAUACAAACCUAAAAGAAAAGGUUGAAGUUCAAGAGUUCAAGAGAACAAGCCAAAAGACAAAUCUCGACCUAGAUCUAACAACACUGUUCUCAUUCAUAGAAAGUCUUCAGGCCACAUUGGAAUUUUUUGAACAAGAAAAAAUGAUUGAAAUAACACACUGAAUUAAUGUAGUGGUAUUAUUCUAUUAUUGAAUUAAAUAUUUGGGGAGUGAUCUAAAUUAAUACAAAUGUAGUGGUAUUAUUGAACUAAUUUUGUGAGGGUGUACUAAAUUAUUUUCUUGAACGAUCUCUAGAUGUGAACAAAUAGUUCAUUCUGCCAAUGAUUCUUAAAUACUUUUAUUUGUUUUACUCAUGUCAGGGCAAACUAAAUGUUGCCAUUGUCUAUAGUUUCUCGAUGCAAUAAUUUGGACUUAUCUCUUGUGUAUUUUGAUAUUAUUGUAUAUUAAUGUUUCUUUACUUUAAUGUAUAUUAGCCUCAUUGGCGAGCAGGCAGCAUUGUUCGAUAUCUAUAUACUGUGUA